Messenger RNA from Exaiptasia diaphana, 702 nucleotides. RefSeq lists its product as uncharacterized. Bases 124 to 498 code for a protein of 124 amino acids. Lineage: Eukaryota; Metazoa; Cnidaria; Anthozoa; Actiniaria; Aiptasiidae. The transcript is spliced from 5 exons. The record is from RefSeq and is a predicted model, not a curated record.
GAUGUACUCACAGUCAAGAUUCGUUUGCUGUCACCUUGGUAACGGGAUUAAUAAGUGUAUUUAUUGAUAAAUUGACACAAAACCUCGUUGACUCACACUAAUAAUAUAUCGAAAACCAUCACGAUGGCUGAACGACUCUUAACUACAACCUACCGCUUUGAAAUAUUCAACCCCAAUAGCAAGAUGCUGAAAAAGGCAAUGCAAAGUCAGAACACACGCAUACAGAUGGAUGAAUUAAUAGCCUCGCGAACUAGCGAAGAAGCCACAUUUGCAAAAGAUUUUAAUCGAUCUGUGUGGCUUUCCAAUCUAGAUGAGAAAAGUGAAAAACGACGUGAAAAGAAUGAGAAGUCGUUGAUUCAAGGUGAAUUGGAAUGUGUCAACAAAGAGAUAGUAUUGGUUAGACGAGCAAAAUUGAAAGCCAUGUUAGAGGAAGAAAAAAAGCAACAAGAAAAAGAGCUGAAUGAAAUGGGGAAAGCAUUCUAUAUAAAAAGAGUUUAAUAACUAGUAUUUGAUAAUUUAUUAUCAAAAGAAACACGCGUUUAUAGGCCCACAAUGACCGCUAAUGUUGCGUACUUUUUUGUACUCGUUGCGGCCUCUUCUAAGUGAAGAUAAGUAUUAUCUAAUUAUUUUAGAGAAGAAAUGUUGAGCAAGAGAAAAAUUCUAAGAUGUACUUCAUAACUAUUAAAAGAAUUAGAAAUGAUA